UAGGAGAUGCGCACGCGCCGCGUGCGUUUGUUAUACUAAAGUGUGAGAAUUUGGUGCGACAGAUAAACCAAGAUGCUGAGUAUUGUGACACUGUUCGCCGCUACGGUGGCGCUAGUAGUAGCUGAGGCGAACCCCGCCAACAUCUUUAAAAUCGACAUCACCCCCGAGGAGGCGCAGCAGUAUCUGAACAAUCCGCCAUUCACGGAGCCCCAGCUGUCUGGACGGACAGCUGUCUUGCCACUGGUUAAAUACAACGAUCCUAGGUUUCGGGCGGCCGAUGCUGGCCCCACUCUAGGCCACUACUGGAAGAAUGGACGCGAGAUUGAAAACACUGAGGAUUAUUUAGAAGAGGUAGGUUUUUUAUGUUUUAAUGUUUUUUUUAUACAACUUAGAAUGGCAAACAAGCAGACGGCCCACCUGCAAAUUUGCGACGUCACUGGCUCAUAUUAGGUGUAUAAAGCUGGAAGCAGCAAUGACUUGAUCAAGGUUAGAUACUGGGCGGAUAGCCAAGGCUUCCACCAAGAAGAUAAUCUUCCAAAAUACCAACCGCAGCCAGUGCAAGAUACUGAAGCAGUGAGACUAGCCAAGAUCGCUCACGAGAAGGCAUGGAGGGAGGCGGCCGAUGCUAACCUUCAUCCUAACCAAAAUUUACAACAACAGCAGCCCCAGUAUCAAAAUCCACAAAAUAGCCAAAUAUACAAUCAAAGAUACCAACAAAGUUUCCAUGGGCAACAAGGAAAUCCAGGAUUCGGGUCACAACAAGGUAGCCAAGGUUAUCAAGGUCAACAAGGAUAUCAAGGAUUACAAGGUCAAGGUCAAAGCCAAGGUGGCCAAGGAUACCAAGGUCAACAGGGAAGUAAUGGGUUCGCAAGUCAGCAAGGUUUUGGUGGACAGCAAGGACCUCACGCCCAACCAGGCAAUCAAGGAUUUGGUCAACAAGGAUUCCAAAGCCAACAGGCGGGUCAAGGCCAAGGUUUCGGCAGCCAACAAGGAAGUCAAGGACAAUUUCCAAGUCAACAGGGAUUCCAAGAUUUCCAAUCUCAAGGCUCUGCCCCGCAAAGCUAUGUAGCUAAGCCUGAAGAUAACUCCCAGAAUCGUGAAGGGAGAUCUUACGAGCCGAACUACGGUGGUCAAGGUCAGGGCCAGUACGGAGCGCAGGCAGUAGCCAGUGCGCAGUAUAAAUCUGUACCAGAACAGUAUCAGAAGAAUGCUCAGCAACAGUACGAGUCUGGUCAAUACGACCCUAAAUACCAGGAUCCGGAGCCCACUGGUCCUCCACGAGGUUUCUUUUACAGCUAUACUUAUCCUGUAUCUAUCAUUACAUCGAAGAGCGAGCUUCAAGGCGGGGCUGCGAACCCUGGACAUCCAGUAGACCAUGACACAAUAGGAGUGUCUGGCCAUCACUAGCAGGGAAGCGAGAGGUUAAAAUUUAAGGUGCUAUUAUAAGACAUUUUAAUUUGUAAAAUAAUUUGAAAACUGUAGUAACUAAUAUUGACAGAAUAAAAAAAUGUUUCGAUCCCAAAUAAGAGGAUAUAUUAAAUAUAACUGCAAAAAACAAAAAUAAAUGAGCGAUCUAGGUGCAAGUUAUAUUCUUGGUGUUCUUUACACCAAGAAUUAGUUUGAAUGGUUACAAAUCUACUCCUUUAACAACUUACUUUAUUUCAAGGCGGCCAUUAUUAUAAAUACAAUGACAUUAUUCAGUUGAUUUUCUUAGAAUAAUAAUACUUUGAUUGAUGUAUCUAAUUUAUAAAAUCAAAUACCUCGUGUUAUUCGAAAGAAUUGUUCUACAUUAUCAUAAAAAUGGAUUCAAAUUUUAUUUUUGUAUUUUUGGUCUUUUUUUUAUAUUAUAUUAUUAUAUUAGUUACUCCAUUGGAAAAAAAUAUUGAUUUAGUUUUGCGAUGGUAUUUUUUUUUCAUGGCUCGUUUAAUUGCUACGUAAGCAAUAACUUUCAAUUGCUUUCUCCAACAAUUUUAGUAGUAGUUAAAUCACAAAUGACUUCCCGAUUACUAUAGCAGGAAGCUAUUAGUGAUUGUCUUCGACUAGUUUGUAUUGGAAUAUGACAGUUUGUAUGUGACGAGUACAUUUUGUUAAAUCGAUUCCCAUUGUUUGUAUCAACUGUUCAAACAAGGUUAAUAACGUUGCCAUUUAGAAGUAGGUUAUGCUAGUUUUUCUGUCACAUUAUGGUACAUAAUUAUAGUUAUUAUAAUUACUCUACUUUUUAUAUUUUUAAUUAUAUUUAAAUUUAAAUUGUAUAAACUUGUACUAUUUCUGCCUCAUACUUUAUUUUUAUAUAAAUAAUAUACAAAUUUAUUAAUUUACGUAUAGAGAUUUAUUAAAUUUGAAAUAAUGUAAAUUAAAUUAUUUAUUUUACUUUCAUAUAUUAAGUAUAGUUAAUAUUUAUUAUUCAUAUACUUAAUAUUUUUUUUAUGUAUUUUAAUUUAUUUUGAGGAUAAAAUAAAUAUCAGUGUACCAUAAUGACUAUUGCAUGUUGUAUGUAGUUUGAUUGGUGUUUAACAGUAUAACUUAACAUUAGUACUCAAAAGGAUCACAAUUUCUUAUUAUUAUAUAUUUGUAAACAUUAUUUUCAGUUAUAUAUACUUGGCCUCAAUUUUACUGGUGCCUAAUUUAAAUAGUAGAAUACUAAAAUGACAAAAUACUGUAACGAAAUAUAACUAUUUGCAUUCUAUUGAAGCUUAAAUUACCCAAUUGAGGGCCAGAAGAUUUGUUUUAGAUCUAUACUUGUAUUUACAAAAUAAAAGUAACCUUAAAAAUAAUGUUGGCAAAAAAAAAAAGAGGAAAAAUAAAUAGAAAAUGCCAUAGAAGGUGCCAUAAUUUAGAAAUUGAAUAUCGAAAUUUUCUUUAUUUGAGUUAAACUCUUGAACCCAUUCAUUCUCUUGAAUAAUUUGUAUGGUAUAUUACCGUAGUUUAUAACUUUACACAUUACAGGUCAAGUGUAAUUUUAAAAACGUUGUAUAAAUAUAUAAAAAUUGUAUCGACAAAGUUUACAUACAUUUGAUUAUGUUUAUAACAAAUUAUACAAAAAAUUAAAUCAGCAAGAACAUUUAAUUUUAUUCAAUUUAAAGCUAAUGACAAAUGUAAAAUAGAAUAGAAGUGUAAUUUUAUUUUUUUAUAUAAAUAAAGCAUUUCGUCUUGA
Galleria mellonella (greater wax moth) is the source of this 3154-nucleotide messenger RNA. RefSeq lists its product as uncharacterized. NCBI's taxonomy places the organism in Eukaryota, Metazoa, Arthropoda, Insecta, Lepidoptera, Pyralidae. The record is from RefSeq and is a predicted model, not a curated record.